Messenger RNA from Coregonus clupeaformis (lake whitefish), 1271 nucleotides. Its product is annotated as ubiquitin-conjugating enzyme E2 E1. The record is from RefSeq and is a predicted model, not a curated record. Bases 137 to 709 code for a protein of 190 amino acids. Lineage: Eukaryota; Metazoa; Chordata; Actinopteri; Salmoniformes; Salmonidae. Gene Ontology annotation, biological process: protein polyubiquitination. Gene Ontology annotation, molecular function: ubiquitin conjugating enzyme activity. Gene Ontology annotation, cellular component: nucleus. The transcript is spliced from 6 exons.
GGAAUCCAUUGCCCUGGAUUAACCGUAGCUUCGUCUGCUGCUGCCUCUGCUGUUGCACCCACACUUCCGCUCUGCGAGAGGCAAAAGGCACGCGUCCAGGCGACGGAGGCACUCACAGACACAAAGAAAGAUCGGUAUGUCGGAUGAGGAUUCGCGUGCCAGCAUAAGUUCUUCUUCCUCAACUCAUCAGCAGUUAGAAAAAAACGUGCCUAAGAAACGAGCAGAAAGCAAAGCCAGCAUGAGCAAGACCUCCAAACUCCUCUCCACCAGCGCCAAAAGAAUUCAGAAGGAGUUGGCUGACAUUACUUUGGAUCCGCCACCGAACUGCAGUGCGGGUCCAAAAGGAGACAACAUCUAUGAGUGGAGAUCCACUAUCCUGGGACCACCAGGCUCUGUGUACGAGGGAGGGGUCUUCUUCCUAGAUAUCGCCUUCACACCAGACUACCCCUUCAAACCACCCAAGGUGACGUUCCGUACCAGGAUCUACCACUGUAACAUCAACAGUCAGGGUGUGAUCUGUUUGGACAUUCUGAAGGACAACUGGAGCCCCGCCCUCACCAUCUCCAAGGUGCUCCUUUCCAUCUGCUCCCUGCUCACUGACUGCAACCCCGCUGACCCUCUGGUAGGAAGCAUCGCCACCCAAUACACAACCAACAGACCAGAGCAUGACAGGAUAGCCAAACAGUGGACCAAGAGAUACGCCACAUAGAUACACAGGACUGGGUCGUAUUCAUUAGGCACCAAAACUGAAGAAAAUGUACUGAAACAAGGAGGGACUACUUGGACUUGUCCAAUAACAAACGUUAAUUUGUUUCCCGUAGCAAAACCUUUUCUGUUGCAUGCCCUAACGACUACGACCCUGGGCAACAUGAGAGGGGGAGGUUGGUGGGUGUUGGAGAGCUCCUUCUGGGAUGACUCGGGGACUGUUAGUGUUGGGGUCAGGAGUGGGGAAAGGAGGGUAGAGAAUAGGGGAGGAUUUUUAUCUUGGAAUUUAAGUCUUAUCUCCUGAUAUUUUGUUGUUUAUUAUGGUCUUUAAGUUCCCCGGCCUGUAUAUUAUAAUUGCGAUUUUGGCAAUAAUGCUUUUCAAUGUGUUUUCCUUAACGUUCUAUAAAUUAUGAAUUUUUAGCUAAUUGUUAUUCGAAAUGAAAUUAUUUCUACAUUUUUUUGGCUGCUUGUAUAAAGGUGUCACACACAGCAUGGUUUCCUGGUAAAAUUCCAAAUCUCAUGUCAAUGUGAAUUUUUUACAGAUAUUAAAGUUACCGUUGGUGUAA